UAUGCUGAACGCAUGCGCGACUGUAGUCUGUCUUUUGUCGCCAGUAAGUACAAAUAAUUAAGGUAAUUGCAACUAUUCUGGCACACAGACUGUGUAAAUUGCUUGCAGAUGCUGUAAUUUUAAUAAAUCCGAGGCGCGUGUCGUGUUGUCUUAUGUAGAGAAACGUCUGAAUACAGGUACAGUACAUACGGGGUCGUAAGACUGAAGUCUGAUGAACAGCGGCUGCUGCUGUUUUGUUAGCUAAAGCUAACGUUAAAUACCCAAUAUAGCUAGCUAGGCUGUACGAGAUUGUUCUCAGGUCUGUCAUCUUUUCGUCCGUGGAGUUUAAAGUUCAAAGAGCGUUAGAAGACGACUGUCCUGUGUCGAAAAUUAAUCCAUAGUCAAUGGAGUGAAAGACAGGUGGAUGCUCAACCCACUGUAUGGCUAUAUCUUGGCAGAGACAUUCUGGGGUGUGAGGGCCUCAUUUGCUGCACUUCCCUGUCCCCAACCCCUGGUUUUCCCAUUCUUAAACCCAGAUGGAGGAACGUCAAGAAACCACCUUUGAAGGUGGUGAGGAGUUCAGCCAGGGAGAAACCAACCAGUCCCUGCUGCAAAGUGCAGUGAGAAUGAGGCCUGUAUCACCACAAAUCAGAAGGGCUGAUGAGGUGCCGCUCCUGGUCGGUAGUCCCUUGCCUGAGGCUGAAGAGAUGGGCAGUAUGAGGUCUCAGGACACUCCUGAAAACCAGCUAGUCCAUGAACAGUCAAAUCCCCUUGCCACACAGGAGCAGAAGUAUGCAAAGCCAGAUGCCCUCUUAACAGAAGGCCUGCACCAGCAGAACGCCCAGGUCGCCACCAAGGAAGUUCUUACAAGCCCUGAUGUGGAGGAUCUGGACUCCUUCAACCUAAUAGAGCCCCCUCCCCUUGACUGGAGGUCUGACUCUUCCAGUGAUGAUGGCUCAAUGGCAGAAGUGGACGACAGCAGCUUCCUGCAGCCAGACCUGAUGGACACUCCAGAAGACAGACUGAGUGAGCCCCAGCUACCUUUAGACCCAAAUAUCUGUGCCACAGAACCCAGGAUGGACCUUAAAGACGGUGAGGACCAUGAAGUUCCAAGCAGCUCUGAGGAGCAAGAGGAUCUUAAGGAAGAGGAGGAGGAGGAGCAAAGCGGGGAAACCAGGCCAGAUGAUGUCGACCACACUCAGAUUCAGGCUCUACUGUCACAGCUUCAGCUCUUCAAUCAGACUUCUGUUUCUGAAGCAUCCAGCCAUGAGAUGCCCUUUUCUGCCUCUGUCCCUCCCUUAGAGAGAGGGUCUUCCCCCAAUUUGGUGACUGAUAUGAGCAUACUGCAGCCAGGCACUGAGGGACAACAGGGUUCUGGUCUGCUGUUCUCUGAGAGCAAUCAGAGAGACCUACUGGGCCUGCUGGAGUGCGAGGAGGUGAAGAUGCCACCGAUGGCCUCCCAUGCAGACUAUGUUCCGCAGUGUGGUGACAUGGAUGCUGUGGUCUCAGUCACUUACAGCCAGGAAGACGGGGAGAGAUUUUGGGAUCACUUUGCGAAUGGCCAGAUGGGGGGCAGAGAUGACGCUGUCUCCCCUGAUGAUGAGAUCCCAGAACCUGUGUGGCUGAAGACAGAAAGGGGCAGCCCUUCAGAGGAAGAAGCCACAGCUGCAGAAUUCAGGGACACGAACACAGAGAAUCACCCAGCUUAUAAAGAUGUGCCUGGUCCCUGUGACCCAGACGACCUGCUGGAUGGAGUGGUCUUUGGGGCAAAAUACCUGGGCUCCACACAGCUGCUAUCAGAUAAGAACCCUUCUACCAAUGCCCGCAUGGCCCAGGCUCAGGAGGCUGUGGACAGGAUCAAGGCUCCAGAAGGGGAAAAUCAGCCUAUGACUGAAGUAGACCUCUUCAUCUCCACACAGCGCAUAAAAGUGCUCAGCGCUGAUACUCAGGAAGCUAUGAUGGACCACCCACUCCAGAUGAUCUCCUACAUCGCAGACAUUGGCUCCAUCGUGGUCCUGAUGGCACGUCGGAAGCCCAUUGGACGGAAAGGGGCAGAGGAAGGCUCAGCGUCCAGCUCCCCAAGCUCUCGCAAGAAGUGCUGCAUGAUCUGCCAUGUCUUCUCCUCAGAGGAUGCGCAGAUUAUAGCUCAGGCAAUUGGACAGGCAUUUGGAGUGGCCUACCAGCAGUUCCUGCAAGCCAAUGGUAUCAAGGCUACGGAACUGCGGCCCAGCGAGUACAGUGAUUACCUGGGGACACAGGAGCUGUACAACGGAGACCUUGUGCACUUCUCCCGCUCAGAGAACAUCAGGGAGGUGUGCAUCUCCAAGGCCCCUGGGGAGAUACUGGGCCUGGCAGUGGUGGAGUCGGGCUGGGGCUCCAUCCUGCCCACGGUAGUGGUCGCCAACCUGCUCCAUGGAGGCCCUGCUGAGCGCAGCGGGGAGCUCAGCAUCGGAGACCGCGUCAUGUCUGUCAAUGGCACCAGCCUGGUGGGCCUACCCAUCUCCACCUGCCACAGCAUCAUACGGGAUUUAAAAAAUCAACGAGAAGUGAAGCUUAGCAUUGUCCACUGUCCUCCUGUUACCAUGGCAAUAAUCAAGCGACCUGACCCCAAGUAUCAGCUGGGUUUCAGUGUGGAGGAUGGCAUUAUCUGCAGUCUAAUGCGAGGUGGCAUUGCAGAGAGGGGAGGAAUUCGUGUAGGUCACCGUAUCAUUGAGAUCAAUGGGCAGAGUGUGGUGGCCACACCCCAUGAGAAGAUCAUCCACAUCCUGACUCACGCUGUGGGGGAGAUCCACUUGAAGACCAUGCCUGCCUCUACCUACCGGCUACUGACGGGGCAGGAGCAGCCUGUAUUCCUCUGAGGCGGCAGGGACAGGGGAGGGGUUACCACUGCCUACAUGGGGAAACCCAGGAAGCCCCACCUGCUCAUUCACAGAAUGGGAUUGGGCCUGGCUCUUCCCAUACAUAGUCAUAUCAACUGCCUGCUGAUGCAUGAUUGCUAAAUAGGAAUACUCCCUGCCGUCAUUUUGGAAAACAUACAUCAGCCUAACUGCACUUUCCAGAGUGUUGGAUCCUUAACAUUUGAUAUAAUUAUAAAUGUUUUUUUUAAAGUUUAGUCUAAUAAAGACAAGAUACGCACUCAGCCUUAAUCAUCUGAGUGGAGCAGCAGGAAAUUUGUCGUUUGACAGGCUAAUGUUUAUUUGACUGAUAAGGUACAGCAUGAUUACCUGUAUUGUCUUCCUUCCCACAUUGAGCCAGUGUGCCUCAUUCGCCUGUGCUCUUACUUCAGUGUCGUCAGCACUCAUUCUUCGGCUGCCCACUGCUAGACUCCUUAAAGAUGCACUGCGUUGCUCAGUAACACAGACACACUAGUGAAUAAUUCCAUCCAUGUAGUUGGCCUUAGUAUUGUCUGUUUCACAGCAGCACAGUGUUUUCCCUAUGCAUUCAGAAGCCUUGCAGUUUGCAUGCUAUUCCCAGAAACUAAAAUCUCAGCACUUGUGAAAACGGAGCGCCUUGAUCUGCAUAGGUUUCUCGUCGUA
Molecule: messenger RNA, 3515 nt
Organism: Megalops cyprinoides (Indo-Pacific tarpon)
Lineage: Eukaryota; Metazoa; Chordata; Actinopteri; Elopiformes; Megalopidae
Product: amyloid-beta A4 precursor protein-binding family A member 3
Exons: 11
Coding region: 516-2837 (773 amino acids)
Biological process (GO): chemical synaptic transmission
Cellular component (GO): dendritic spine; plasma membrane; cytoplasm
Molecular function (GO): protein binding; amyloid-beta binding
Source: RefSeq, a predicted model, not a curated record